Messenger RNA from Rhodamnia argentea, 1431 nucleotides. Its product is annotated as chaperone protein dnaJ 10. The transcript has 10 exons. Lineage: Eukaryota; Viridiplantae; Streptophyta; Magnoliopsida; Myrtales; Myrtaceae. The record is from RefSeq and is a predicted model, not a curated record. The coding region runs from base 185 to 1204 and encodes 339 amino acids.
UAAUUUCAUCGAGCUCGUCCAGUCAGAUCAGGUUCUACUCCGUACCCGAGCUCUGUGUUCUCGAUCGAUCCAGCUUAAUUCUCCUUCAAGCACCCAUUUCGUUCGCUUCUUCUUCGUUCAGCUCGUGUUUUGCACCUGUUCAGCUUCAACCUCGUAAGCCUCUUCCCUCCGAAGAGAGAGGGAGAUGGUGAAGGACAUGGCGUAUUACGACAUCCUCGGCGUGAGCGUGGAUGCGUCUCCGGCUGAUAUUAAGAAGGCGUAUUACCUCAAGGCGCGGCUGGUUCAUCCAGAUAAGAAUCCUGGAGAUCCAAAAGCAGCAGAGAAUUUCCAGAUGCUCGGUGAGGCCUAUCAAGUCUUGAGUGAUCCUGAAAAGCAUGAGGCAUAUGACAAGCAUGGAAAGGAAGGAGUGCCUCAGGACACCAUGGUGGACCCCUCAGCCGUGUUUGGGAUGCUUUUUGGGAGUGACUUGUUUGAAGAUUAUAUUGGGCAACUUGCGUUGGCUUCUUUAGCGGGGAUUGAAAUUGAAGAAGAUUCCCAGGAUCCUGAAGUACGUAAGCAGAAAAUUCAGGAAAAAAUGAAGGCUCUGCAAAAUGAAAGGAAAGAAAAACUUAUAAAUAUUUUGAAGGAUCGCCUUCAGCCUUUCGUUGAAGGUCAAACAGAAGAAUUUGUGAAAUGGGCAAAUUCUGAAGCAAGUCGCCUCUCUAAAGCAGCUUUUGGAGAAGCCAUGCUUCAUACUAUUGGUUAUGUGUACACGCGAAAAGCUGCAAGAGAACUUGGAAAGGAUAGAAGGUAUAUGAAUGUCCCUUUUCUAGCAGAAUGGGUUCGAGAUAAGGGGCACCAGAUAAAAUCCCAAGUGAUGGCAGCUUCCGGUGCUGUGUCUUUGAUUCAAAUACAGGACGAGCUGAAACAGUUGAAUGAAGGAGAAAACAAAGAAGAGAUGCUUCUAAAAACUAUUGAAGACAAGAAGAAUGCCAUGGUUAAUUCGCUCUGGCAAAUUAAUGUGGUUGAUAUAGAGUCAACUUUGUCGCAUGUCUGCCAAGCUGUUCUUAAAGAUCCUAAUGCUUCCAGGGAUGUUCUCAAGCUUCGCGCUAAAGCUUUGAAAAAGCUUGGGACAAUCUUUCAAGGUGCUAAGUCUGCUUACAGUAGAGAGAACAGCCUGCGACAUGAGGCUGACGUCAAAGCAGACGAAGCUUCAAAAUCAUAAUGUCUUUUUACCAGUAUCUUCAUUGUAUGUAUUUGAUCUCUCUCUUGUAGUGGACAAUCUUUAAGCCUUCUGGUCAUUGUUGUUUUCAAGCGUGGUCUACUGACAUGAUUGGAAUUUAGCAUAAGUAGUGUGUUCAAAGCCUGUCAUUUGUAUCGAACAUAAUUGUAGCUUGGCAGUUACUAUUACUUUUCAUGAAAAAUGAUGGCAGCAUAUCUCUUGACUUCUAA